Messenger RNA from Bemisia tabaci, 921 nucleotides. It is a transcript of the gene CSN8, whose product is annotated as COP9 signalosome subunit 8. Gene Ontology annotation, biological process: protein deneddylation; COP9 signalosome assembly. NCBI's taxonomy places the organism in Eukaryota, Metazoa, Arthropoda, Insecta, Hemiptera, Aleyrodidae. The record is from RefSeq and is a predicted model, not a curated record. Gene Ontology annotation, cellular component: COP9 signalosome.
CAUAAAAAGUGUUUUUAUCGGCUUUUCUGUUUUCUCAUUUUUCUUAUAUUUCAGUAAAUCAAUCCAAGUUUUGAUUUCGCUAAUCUGUUGAAGAAGUGCCAUCGAAUUCCUGCAUUUUAGUAGUUUUAAUUCUUCAAGGAAUUUAUAGUUUUAUCCACUAGGUUCAAGAAUUUUGGUGGCGACACGGAUUAGAUUUUCACCAUGGUUAAUGCGCCAGAUUAUGAAAGCGUCAUUAAAAAGUUAGAAAAUGAGGAAUUAAACACAACUGUCGGACCUGUUCCUUGUCCUGUCUACUCAAAAUUACUGGCUUUAUAUGUACAACAAAAUGACCUAUGUAAUGCAAAAUUCUUAUGGAAGAGAAUCCCUGAUAGCGUCAAACAGUCCAACCCAGAGCUAAAAAGUAUAUGGAAUGUAGGUGUUCAAUUAUGGAAUAGAAAUUUUACGGAUGCAUAUGCAGCCUUGAAUGUUGAGUGGUCACCAGAAAUAGCGCCAAUAAUGCAGAAUUUACAACAUGAAAUUCGAGCUAGAGUCAUCAAGGUUGUUUCCUUAGCAUACUCAACUAUGGAUUUAGAGGCUUUUGCCAAAUCACUGAACUAUUCUGUUGAAGAGGCCACUCGAGUGGCGCAAGAACACAAGUGGGAAAUCAUUGACACGCCAUCGGGGAAGAUGGUCUGUCCUGUACGGCCACCGUAUUCAUACGCACAAGUCACGUCCAACGAAGACCAGCUGGCCAAACUAACAGAAUUUGUUUCGUUCCUUGAAAACUAAUCUUGUAAAUGAGGUUCUUUUUUUAUAUGCUAUACAUUUUAAGUGUAUUUAUGUCUUUCUUUCCCUUCCCUUUCUCUUUGUAAAAUAAAUGUGUCGAAUCUUAAUUCCGAAGCGGUUUUAUCUUUCUGUUAAUAAAACAAUCCUACAGAUAAC